Messenger RNA from Numida meleagris (helmeted guineafowl), 771 nucleotides. It is a transcript of the gene GATC, whose product is annotated as glutamyl-tRNA amidotransferase subunit C. The record is from RefSeq and is a predicted model, not a curated record. Gene Ontology annotation, molecular function: glutaminyl-tRNA synthase (glutamine-hydrolyzing) activity. Gene Ontology annotation, biological process: mitochondrial translation; regulation of translational fidelity; glutaminyl-tRNAGln biosynthesis via transamidation. Gene Ontology annotation, cellular component: glutamyl-tRNA(Gln) amidotransferase complex; mitochondrion. Lineage: Eukaryota; Metazoa; Chordata; Aves; Galliformes; Numididae.
UUCCGGCGCGUGAUGAUGACGUCACGGAGCUGCUUCCGGUGGCGGAUGCAGGCGGCGUUGUGCCGCUGGCUGCGGGGUGGGGGGCUGCGAUCUCUGAGGCUCGGAGCGGCCGCAGCGAGCUCCGCGCCGCCCCCGCAGGACGGCGUCACGGUGGAGGUUCUCGACCACCUGGAGCACCUGGCCCUGGUGGACUUCCGCGAUGCCGAGGGCGUGGAGAGGCUGCGGGAGUCGGUGCGGUUCGCUGAGCGGCUGCGGGAGGUGAACACGGAGGGCAUCGAGCCGAUGGACUCGGUGCUGGAGGACAGGUGUCUGUAUCUCAGGGAGGAUGACGUUACAGAGGGCAACUGCACGGCAGAGCUGCUGAAAAAUGCCAGAGAGAAAAUAGAGGAAUACUUCGUAGCCCCACCAGGUAACAUCCCUUUACCAAAGCUGGAAGAACGAGAUACUUUCCUGAAGGGUUCGUAGCGGGAGAACUCAAAUGCCAUUUCCAUAUUUUGGGAAAGCUACAGUUUGUGUGAUGGCAACUGAAAUAGCCCAGCACGUGUUUUGAUCAAAAGAAGAGCACUCGCACUGCUAAGCUUUCUGUACCGUCCUUCUGUAAAUUCUCUUGGUGCUGAAAUACUUGAUGUUUAUGAAACUGGAAGGCAGCAUGACAGAUGAUCUAAGUGCUUCUAUUUAUCAAAGUAUAUUUUAUGUAUUUUAUGUUACUAAAUGGCGUAAAGGCUUUAAAGAGAACAUUAAAAGCUGAAGAUUAAAAAUAGUUUUAUUGAA